AUGCAGCUACUCGUCCUUUUAAGCUUAGCAGUGCUUGGCAGCAAUGCCGCAUCCGUCAAGCAGGAUAGGAAGUUUCCUGAUGAUUUCAUCUUUGGUGCUUCUACCACGGCCUACCAGAUAGAGGGAGCUUGGAAUAUAAGUGGCAAAGGAGAAAGCAUGUGGGACUACUUGACCCACAACAAGCCGGAAGAGAUCGCAGACGAGAGCAACGCAGACAUCGCAUGCGAUACCUACAACAACUACAAACGGGACGUAGAGAUGAUGAGGGAAUUAGGUUUAGAUGCUUACAGAUUCUCUCUGUCCUGGUCCAGAAUUCUGCCCACCGGCUUCCCCAACCAAGUAAAUCAAGCGGGAGUUGACUUCUACAACAACUACAUCGAUGAAAUGCUCAAGUACAACAUCACGCCCAUGGUAGCGCUGUACAGUUGGGAUUUGCCUCAGAAACUCCAAGAGUUGGGAGGAUUUACAAACCCCCUCAUUAGUCAAUGGUUUGAGGAUUACGCUAGAGUAGCAUUUUCCUUAUUUGGUGAUCGAGUUAAACUUUGGUUGACGCUUCAUGAUCCUAGGGAGAUAUGCUAUGAAGGUUACGGUCAGACAUUAAAAGCCCCUCAGCUGAAUGCCACUGGUAUAGGGGAGUAUUUGUGCACGAAGAACUUGUUGGUGGCUCAUGCGAAGGCGUACCACGCGUACAACAACGACUUCAAGCCCAGCCAGGGCGGGGUGUGUGGAAUCACGAUCAGUAUUAACUAUUACCCGCCAUUGACGGAUUCUGAGGAGGAUACGGCGGCUUCUGAACUUUUUAAGCAAUCACAGUGGGCCAUAUACUCCGAUCCCAUUUUCACGGAGCAAGGUGGCUGGCCCAAGGAGUUCGCUGAGCGCGUUGCCGCAAAAAGCGAGGAACAGGGCUACCCCAGAUCUCGUCUCCCAGAGUUCACUGAGGAAGAGAUAGCCCUCGUGCAAGGCGCUUCGGACUUCAUUGGUAUUGGUCACUACACAGCCUCUUAUGUCUACGCUUACGCUAGUGAUUAUGAGGCAGGUAAUAUCGUGCCGAGCCUGGCGGACGAUACGAAUGUAGGCACGUCUACGCCCGAUGAAUGGCCUACGGCAGCGUCUUCCUGGUUAAGACUAGCCCCCCUCAGCUUAUACAACACCUUAAACGACGUACACAUAAGAUACAACAGCCCAGUCAUAUACGUGACGGACAAUGGAUGGUCCACAACCGGCGGUCUUGAGGAUGACGAUCGCAUCCUUUACUACAGAGCCAAGCUGAACGACCUGCUGGAUGUGCUGGAUGAGGGAGUCGUGCAGAUAAAAGGAUACAUGGCCUGGGGUUUCAUGGACGCAUUUGAGUGGUUGGAGGGAUACACAGAGCGCUUUGGUAUUUACGAGGUGGACUUCGAAUCGGCCGAGAGGACGCGAACUGCUCGCAAAUCCGCGCUGGUCGCCAAACACAUCAUCGCCAACAGAGUGGUCGACGCUGACUACGAGCCAGAAAACCUCAAUAUCACCAUAGAUGAAGGACAUUGAUGACAACUUGACUACGUUGAA
Cydia strobilella is the source of this 1548-nucleotide messenger RNA. Its product is annotated as myrosinase 1-like. The record is from RefSeq and is a predicted model, not a curated record. The transcript is spliced from 6 exons. Gene Ontology annotation, molecular function: beta-glucosidase activity. Gene Ontology annotation, biological process: carbohydrate metabolic process. Bases 1 to 1527 code for a protein of 508 amino acids. NCBI's taxonomy places the organism in Eukaryota, Metazoa, Arthropoda, Insecta, Lepidoptera, Tortricidae.